AGCUUCGGGCGGAGUUUGGCGAGCUGCGAGGCGGUGUAGUCAGACGGCAGUGGUCUUGGGAGGCGACAGCUCGCGUCCGAGCUUCUCUCUGCUCCUCCGCCGCAUCCACUGCCGCGCCCCGGCCUCCCGCCAAUCCUCGAUGCAGAGCCGGGCGGCCGCGUGAUGGGGCUGCGGAGCGGCGCCCUGCGGCUCGCGGCGGCCGCUGCCUGCGCUGAGGUGCGUCGGUGCCCGGCCUCCCGCGCCCCUGCGCGCCGCGGCGUCUUCUGACUCGGCCGGCUCGCCCGUCGGUCCGGUCCGCAGCGCGGCUGAGGAACCUUGAACAUAACUUCAAAAGAAGAUUUGAAUUUUACUUCUGGACGGCAUAUCCAAGGUCAUCAGGAUGUCGGGAGCCUCAGUGAAGGUGGCUGUCCGAGUGCGGCCCUUCAAUUCUCGGGAGACCAGCAAGGAGUCCAAGUGCAUCAUUCAGAUGCAAGGCAACUCGACCAGUAUUAUUAACCCAAAGAACCCAAAGGAAGCACCAAAGUCCUUCAGCUUUGACUACUCCUACUGGUCUCACACCUCGCCUGAAGAUCCCUGUUUUGCAUCGCAGAAUCGUGUGUACAAUGACAUUGGAAAGGAAAUGCUCUUACAUGCCUUUGAAGGCUAUAAUGUUUGUAUCUUUGCCUAUGGGCAGACUGGUGCCGGGAAAUCGUACACGAUGAUGGGGAAACAAGAAGAGAGCCAAGCUGGAAUCAUCCCACAGUUGUGUGAAGAACUUUUUGAGAAGAUCAAUGACAACUGUAAUGAAGAAAUGUCUUACUCUGUAGAGGUGAGCUACAUGGAAAUUUACUGUGAGAGAGUACGAGAUUUACUGAAUCCCAAAAACAAGGGUAAUUUGCGUGUGCGCGAACACCCGCUUCUUGGGCCCUAUGUGGAGGAUCUGUCCAAGCUGGCAGUCACUUCCUACACUGACAUUGCUGACCUCAUGGACGCUGGGAACAAAGCCAGGACGGUGGCAGCUACCAACAUGAACGAGACAAGCAGCCGUUCCCACGCUGUGUUCACCAUUGUCUUUACCCAGAAGAAACAGGAUCCUGAGACGAACCUUUCUACUGAGAAGGUCAGUAAGAUCAGCUUGGUGGAUCUAGCCGGAAGUGAACGUGCUGAUUCCACCGGUGCUAAAGGAACGCGACUGAAGGAAGGUGCAAAUAUUAAUAAGUCUCUUACAACUUUGGGCAAAGUCAUCUCGGCCUUGGCAGAGGUGAGUAAAAAGAAGAAGAAAACUGAUUUUAUUCCUUAUAGGGAUUCUGUACUCACUUGGCUCCUUCGAGAAAAUCUAGGUGGCAACUCCCGAACUGCAAUGGUCGCUGCCCUGAGCCCAGCAGACAUCAACUAUGAUGAGACGUUGAGCACGCUGAGAUAUGCAGACCGUGCGAAACAAAUUAAAUGCAAUGCCGUUAUCAACGAGGACCCGAAUGCCAAGCUGGUUCGGGAGCUGAAGGAGGAAGUGACCCGACUGAAGGACCUUCUCCGAGCUCAGGGGCUGGGAGAUAUUAUCGAUAAUCUGAAAGAUUUUCAGAACAAUAAGCAUAGGUACUUGCUAGCCUCUGAGAAUCAACGCCCUGGCAAUUUUUCCACAGCAUCCAUGGGGUCCCUUACUUCAUCUCCAUCUUCAUGCUCACUUAAUAGUCAGGUGGGCUUAACAUCUGUGACCAGUAUUCAAGAGAGGAUCAUGUCUACACCUGGAGGGGAGGAAGCCAUUGAACGUCUGAAGGAGUCAGAGAAGAUCAUUGCCGAGUUGAAUGAAACCUGGGAAGAGAAACUUCGUAAAACAGAGGCCAUCAGAAUGGAGAGAGAAGCUUUGUUGGCUGAGAUGGGAGUUGCCAUACGGGAAGAUGGGGGAACACUUGGCGUUUUCUCACCUAAAAAGACUCCACAUCUUGUUAACCUCAAUGAAGACCCACUGAUGUCAGAGUGUUUGCUCUAUUAUAUCAAGGAUGGAAUUACAAGGGUUGGCCAAGCAGACGCAGAGCGGCGCCAGGACAUAGUGCUGAGCGGGGCCCACAUCAAAGAAGAACAUUGUAUCUUUCGGAGUGAGAGGAACAACACUGGCGAAGUUGUUGUGAUGUUGGAGCCCUGCGAACGCUCAGAAACGUAUGUGAAUGGCAAGAGGGUGGCCGAUCCCGUGCAGCUGCGCUCAGGGAACCGUAUCAUCAUGGGUAAAAACCAUGUUUUUCGUUUUAACCACCCUGAGCAAGCACGAGCAGAGCGGGAGAAGACCCCCUCUGCAGAGACCCCCUCCGAGCCUGUGGACUGGACGUUUGCACAGAGAGAGCUUCUCGAGAAACAAGGAAUUGAUAUGAAGCAGGAGAUGGAGAAAAGGCUUCAGGAAAUGGAGAUCCUUUACAAAAAGGAGAAGGAGGAAGCUGAUCUUCUUCUGGAGCAGCAGAGACUGGACUAUGAGAGUAAAUUGCAGGCCUUGCAGAGGCAGGUUGAGACUCGAUCUCUGGCUGCAGAGACAACGGAAGAGGAGGAGGAGGAGGAGGAAGUUCCUUGGACACAGCAUGAAUUUGAGCUGGCCCAGUGGGCGUUCCGGAAGUGGAAGUCUCACCAGUUUACUUCGUUAAGGGACCUGCUCUGGGGCAAUGCGGUGUACCUGAAGGAAGCCAAUGCCAUCAGCGUGGAACUGAAGAAAAAGGUGCAGUUCCAGUUUGUUCUGCUGACAGACACGCUGUAUUCCCCUUUGCCUCCUGAAUUACUUCCCACGGAGUCGGAGAAAACUCACGAGGACAGACCUUUCCCUCGGACAGUGGUGGCGGUGGAAGUCCAGGAUCUGAAGAACGGAGCAACACAUUAUUGGUCUUUGGAUAAACUCAAGCAGAGACUGGAUCUGAUGCGAGAGAUGUAUGACAGGGCUGGGGAGGUGGCCUCCAGUGCCCAAGACGACAGCGAGGCGACCAUGACUGGCAGCGAUCCAUUCUACGACCGCUUCCACUGGUUCAAACUUGUGGGAAGCUCCCCUAUUUUCCACGGCUGUGUGAAUGAGCGCCUUGCCGACCGCACACCCUCCCCCACUUUUUCCACGGCCGAUUCCGACAUCACUGAACUGGCCGACGAGCAGCAGGAUGCCAUGGAGGACUUUGAUGAUGAGGCAUUCGUGGAUGACACCGGCUCUGACGCAGGGACGGAAGAGGGAUCAGAGCUCUUCAGUGAUGGGCAUGACCCAUUUUACGACCGAUCCCCUUGGUUCAUUUUAGUAGGAAGGGCAUUUGUGUACUUGAGCAACCUGCUGUAUCCGGUGCCCCUGAUUCACAGGGUGGCCAUUGUCAGUGAGAAGGGGGAAGUGCGGGGAUUUCUUCGCGUGGCUGUGCAGGCCAUCGCAGCUGAUGAAGAAGCUCCUGAUUAUGGCUCUGGAAUUCGACAGUCGGGAACAGCUAAAAUAUCUUUUGAUAAUGAAUAUUUUAAUCAGAGUGACUUCUCUUCAGCUGCAAUGACUCGUUCUGGCCUGUCCUUGGAGGAGCUGAGGAUUGUGGAAGGACAGGGCCAGAGUUCUGACGUUAUCAGUCCUCCAGAAGAAGUCAGUCGGAUGAAUGACUUGGAUUUGAAGUCAGGCACUCUGCUGGAUGGGAAGAUGGUGAUGGAAGGAUUUUCAGAAGAGAUUGGUAACCACCUGAAACUGGGCAGUGCCUUCACUUUCCGAGUCACUGUGCUCCAGGCCAGUGGGAUCCUUCCAGAGUAUGCAGACAUCUUUUGUCAGUUCAACUUUUUGCAUCGGCAUGAUGAAGCGUUCUCCACUGAACCCCUCAAGAACAACGGAAGAGGAAGUCCCCUGGGCUUUUACCACGUACAGAAUAUUGCGGUGGAGGUCACAGAGUCGUUUGUGGACUACAUCAAAACCAAGCCCAUCGUAUUCGAGGUCUUUGGGCAUUACCAGCAGCACCCACUUCAUCUGCAAGGACAAGAUCUUAACAGCCCACCUCAACCGUCUCGAAGAUUCUUCCCCCCACCCAUGCCACUCUCCAAGCCAGUUCCAGCUACUAAGUUAAACGCCAUGAACAAAGCCAGCCUCGGGCAAAGCAUGAGCAAGUACGACCUUCUGGUUUGGUUUGAGAUCAGUGAACUGGAGCCUACUGGAGAGUAUAUUCCAGCUGUGGUUGACCAUACAGCAGGCCUGCCCUGUCAGGGGACAUUUUUGCUGCACCAGGGCAUCCAGCGACGGAUCACAGUGACUAUUAUCCACGAGAAGGGCAGUGAGCUCCACUGGAAGGAUGUCCGUGAGCUGGUGGUCGGUCGCAUUAGGAAUCAGCCUGAGGUACAUGAAGCAGCAGUUGACGCUAUCCUCUCCCUAAACAUCAUCUCCGCCAAGUCCCUGAGGUCCUCCCACAGCUCCAGCAGGACCUUCUACCGUUUCGAGGCCGUAUGGGACAGCUCCCUACAUAACUCCCUCCUUCUGAACCGAGUGACGCCCUAUGGAGAGAAGAUCUACAUGACCUUAUCUGCUUAUCUGGAGUUGGAUCAUUGCAUCCAGCCGGCUGUCAUCACUAAGGAUGUGUGCAUGGUCUUCUAUUCCCGAGAUGCCAAGAUCUCACCACCACGUUCUCUGCGAAACCUCUUUGGGAGUGGCUACUCAAAGUCACCAGACUCCAACCGAGUAACUGGAAUCUAUGAGCUGAGCUUAUGUAAAAUGGCAGAUACUGGGAGCCCAGGCAUGCAGAGGCGGAGGAGGAAAGUCUUGGAUACCUCGGUGGCAUAUGUGCGGGGAGAGGAGAACCUAGCGGGCUGGCGGCCUCGUGGAGACAGUCUCAUCCUGGAACACCAGUGGGAGCUGGAGAAGCUGGAACAGCUGCAUGAGGUGGAGAAAACUCGACACUUCCUGCUGCUUCGGGAGAGACUUGGUGACAGCAUACCCAAGUCUCUGAGUGACUCGUUGUCCCCCAGCCUCAGCAGUGGGACCCUUAGCACCUCCACCAGCAUCUCUUCUCAGAUCUCAACCACCACCUUUGAAAGUGCCAUCACACCGAGCGAGAGCAGUGGCUACGACUCAGCGGACAUUGAAAGCCUGGUAGACCGAGAGAAAGAACUGGCUACAAAGUGCCUGCAGCUUCUCACGCACACUUUCAAUCGAGAGUUCAGCCAGGUCCACGGCAGCAUCAGUGACUGUAAGCUGUCUGACAUCUCUCCAAUUGGACGGGACCCCUCUGUAUCCAGUUUCAGCAGUUCCACCCUCACACCCUCCUCCACAUGCCCCUCUCUGGUGGACUCCAGGAGCAGCUCUGUGGAUCAGAAGACCCCAGAAGCCAACUCUCGUGCCUCUAGUCCCUGCCAAGAAUUUGAACAGUUUCAGAUCGUCCCAACUGUGGAGACACCCUAUUUGGCACGAGCAGGAAAAAAUGAAUUUCUCAAUCUUGUUCCAGACAUUGAAGAAGUCAGAGCAGGCUCCGUGGUAUCUAAGAAAGGAUACCUGCAUUUCAAAGAGCCGCUUUCCAGUAACUGGGCUAAACAUUUCGUUGUGGUUCGUCGCCCUUACGUCUUCAUCUACAACAGUGACAAGGACCCAGUAGAGCGUGGCAUCAUCAACCUGUCCACAGCACAGGUGGAGUACAGCGAGGACCAGCAGGCCAUGCUAAAGACACCUAAUACUUUUGCUGUAUGCACAAAGCACCGUGGGGUCCUUCUACAAGCUCUCAAUGACAAAGACAUGAACGACUGGUUAUACGCCUUUAACCCACUUCUGGCUGGCACAAUAAGGUCAAAACUCUCCCGCAGAUGCCCGAGCCAGCCAAAGUACUGAGCGAGUGUUCUGCAUCUUGCUCACCUUCGACAGAUAAAGAAAGUGUUACCUCUCAUUCUCUUUGUGAUUCUUGACGCUUAUUCUUGUAUGUAAUCCUGUGGCUUAACGACUUUCCCUCGUCCUCCCGCACUUCUCUAGUUCUCCUGUUCCCUUUCUCUGCGGCUCUGUACUCUUCUUAUUCUUGUGCUAAGACUUGUAGCAUGUGGCCUAACAAAGGGGAACACAGCCACUCCACACUCAUAACACUCACACUCACACACCCUGAGGGGACCCAGCACAUCUCCAGAUAGUUUUCCUGUGGACUUCAGCUUCCUUUUGGAUGAUAGGUCCCCUUCAUGGUCACUGUCUGGCUGUUGUCUCUGUAUAGCUCUGAUUUUCAGGGUAACUUCUCUGUCUCUUUUUUUCCCCCUUUGAUAAUCUACUUUUUUCUGGGUGGUUUAUAGACUAAGGGAGGAGACAUUUGGUACUGUCAGCCAGGAGAAAAAAAACUUGGUUCAUUCGUUCGUUUUCUCUCUCUCUGUGUGUGUCUCUGUCUCUCUCUCUGUCUCUCUGUCUCUCUCUGUCUCUCUGCCUCUCUCUCUCUGUUUCUCUCUUUGGUGGGUAAUCUGUGUGUUUCCAUCCAUUCAGGGAAAGCACUGUGGGACAUUCUCUGUCUAAAUCAGGGAUCAGAGCAUGGAUUUGUAGAGUAGAUGGUGCAGAGGGCCUUUUGUGGUAGGCCUGCCGCAGAGGCUGCUGCUGGCCCUGUGAGGCUCAGGCCACUGCCGUGGAUGGGGCAGUAGGUCACAGGGUGAGAGAUAAGGACUGGCUGUAGCUCUUCACAGUGGGGUUCUGCAAACUGUCUCCUCACUGGGAAGGAGGCUUUGUCUAAGAGCUUCCCAGCCCUGUCCUUAGCAUUACUGUUUGGAAUUAUGUGAUGUCGUGAACAGAUUUCCCACAAGGGGGACUGGGGAGUGUCUGACUUUUGGUGAUAGCCUGGACCAUUAUUGCUUUGAGAGUGCUGAGUGCAGCUUGCGGUUGUCUACCCCCUUUGAUCAAAGACUCGUAGCUUCAGCAUAAAUCUUGAGGGCUCCAUCUAAACCCACUGGCCAUUUCCAAUAGUACUUGUCUGCACAUGAGCAAACAUGGCAUUGUUUUCUGGAUGCCAGAACUGACCAGUCCUCACCACCACUCCAAACAAAUCGGAAGACAUUUAGGGCCAAAAAAGAUUGUCUCCCAGCCGCCCUGUAGUUUGCUACUGGAUCAUGACAUGCCCCCUGACCACUGUCCCUGUGUGGUUUGGAAAUACUCCCUUAGGAAGAAUUCACUGCUACCGUUUUUCUGUGGCUUCUAACACAUCAGGUCUCCAGGGUCAAGAGGUUAUCAUAGAAAAUAAUGCUCUUCCUGCAGUAAGUGUUGGGGACUGAGCAGGGCACAGCAUGCCCGCUGGGGCUGCUUGAGUUGCUGUGCGAGUGACUGGGGGCUCAUUCACACUGCUGUUACCUGGCCUCGCCAGUCUGAGCGUCACUCACACCCAGGAAGGCAUCUGAUCCACUCCACUCUGCGAAGGUGCCUGGCUACCUGAGGGUAGAGCAGGAAUGGAUUUCCUUCGGGUCAGGAGCUCCUCUCCAGCUGCUGAGCAGCACUGGGGUGAGCAUGCAGCCCCUUGCUUCUGACCUCAGUGGGGCUUCUCUCUGGGGAACAGGCCUUCGUUACAGUCGCCUGGCAAAGAAAGGAGAAGUAGACCAUGGAGCAAAGAAAGGGCAGAGAUCAGCCUCUUCCUACUGAAAAGAUGAUCAACUCUGGUGGACGUUUAAAACUUUCUUUCUCUCCUUAAAGUAUAGGUUACUAACUGUAAUGUUACUUGUUUUCUAAGCAUAUAUAUGAGAUUUUUAAUGUAGUUAGAAGUCUCUGUUGUCUGAUGGACACAACAUGUCCUUCUGAUGUAUACUCAAAUUCAGCAGGCUCUGUCUAUGCUUGUAGACAGUUUCCUGGACCAGAAUUAAAUCUAAUUUCAGGGAAACAAAGAUCAAAGGUGGCUUUUAAACUGAAUCACUGACGUUGCUGCUGUUAGGACGGUAGAGGGAAGGAUCCGUGUCUGUGCUGAGAGGGGUGGAGCCUGAGGGAGGGUGACAGUGGCACACGAAACCCUGCCAUGGCUUGGGUUUUCUUUUAACUCAAACAAAACUGGUUUAGAAAGUCUUUGCUUUGCAAAUAUCAAAUGUUAGCAUGAGCCAAACUGGACCACUCCUUGAUCAGAUUCCCCCAUAAGGAGGCUUCAUUACAACGCCAGGGAAAGCAAGGUUGGAGCUUGGGCACGUGUGCUUCUACCUGCCAUUGCUGGGACCCCUCUUGCCGUAAGGCCCACGAUCAGGUCAGAAUCGGAGCAUUUGGGGAUUUAUGUUCUGUUUCCAGACAAGGCCACCGCUACUCCGAAGCUCUGAUGAGAAAGGAUUUUUAUGGCAGGACCUGUUCAUGAGAUUUUUGUGGUUGCAAGGAAAUUAAGACAACUAAACUUUAAAGAAACUAUUUUUAAGGUAAUUUUUUUAAUUUUUCAAAGCACUCCUUUAAACAAAAACCUACAAGGAAAACAUACAAAUUACAGAAAAGUGAGUGCUGUUUAAAAUGAAUUCGCCUCCCCCUUCCUUUACGUCUUUAUCCUCCUUCUUCCCAAGCAAAUAUAGCUUCAUAUCUGUCCCCUGCCAGUGCUCAGGCCUUGCCUGCUUCUGGGACACUACCCUGGGAGUCAGCCAGCUCUCAGUCCCAGACUGCAGGGACCAGGCAGUCCCCGCACCAGGCCAGGCAGGAGCACAGGCCAGACUGCUUCUGAGCAGACCCCCAUCUCCAUCCGUAAGCAAGAAGCUUGGUGAGGUGAGAGCUGAAGAAACCAUUAUUUUUUUCCCUUCAGCUCUGUGAAAUUUAUAUACCUAUUAAUUUUUUUAACUUUUUAAAAUCUUAUUUAGAUGAAGGAAUGAAUGGUUAUGAAAGGUGUUUGGGGUCUAAAACCGUGAUUUUUUUUCCUGGCACAUAUUUCAAAGCAUAGACUUUGUUACCUGCUGCUUCUUGUCUAAUUUACAGGAAUAUUUAAUUUUUUGUAAGGUAUUUGUAUAUUUAUAUGGCUGUAAUGAAUUGCACAUUGGAUGAAAGGGGAAGGUUCUGCCCUGUGCGGCUCUGCUGGGACUUGCAUUUCCUUGGGUGUCGUGCUUUGGCUCUUCCAAACAGUACCAGGGUGCCUGGUUUGUUUAGUAUGGGUCCAUCGCUUUUCAUUUGGGUUCCUUUCGGAAAAUGUAAUCUUUAACUCGCUCUGUGAGAAGAGAAGAAUAACUGUGUUGCUGCUCUUGGAAAGUCUGCUUUUGAGUGAACUCUGGCACUGUGUUCUGCAGCCACCCACCAUGACCUGUGACCCCCCCAGGAGUGAGUAAGACCACGACCAUGGAGCAAGUCAGAGAGCAUCAGCUGAGAGAUAAUUGCUGUUAGUUCAAAAGGCCAUUUAUGAAGUAGAUAUUUGAGCUCUAAAAAAAAAUCUUAAGAGAGCCCCUAAUUACUUAAAAAAAUAAAUUUAAGAAAAAAAAUUAAGAAUCGAUACAGAUCUGGUGUUAAAAACUCACAGGCAGAGGUCAGGGGUGUGGCCUGGCAGCAGAGCCCUUGGCGGUUGUAUGUGAUGCCAUCAGUUCAAUCCCGGUACUGCAGACCAGACAGAAAGCCUCACGGCAGACAGCUGCUCAGACAGGAAGGCCAGGCAGGGGCUGGUCUUGUGCCAAAUCCUGGAUGUUACAUGUUGUCGUGUGUUUAGUGGAUUCUUCUCAUGCUCUGUGUUCUGGCAUCAGCUCACCCGAGGACCACCAGCCUCCUCAUGUUUAAGGUUGUCGUGGACUUUGUGGCUCUCACGUGCCUGUGUGUUGCGAGUGGAACCUCCCGUGAUCACCCCACGCUAUACCAGAAUCCAUGAAGCAUAAGUGGCCUUUCUGAACCAAGACUUUGCAAACUGAUCUCUCCCCAGGGAAGGAGUUGAGCACAAGCAACAAUGUACAUUAUUAAUUUUGGAUUUCAUUUUCAUGUUUGAUUUUGUAAAUAUCUAAUGUUUGGAGCUUGAGUAUACAAAAUGUAAAUAAGUUCUUGUAUUUGUACUAAUCCUGAUUCUUUUGCUGUAUAGCCCGACAUGUGUAAUGCAGACAUUAUCUAACUGUGUAUGGUAACCUUGCAUCACAGAACUGCUAGUGAACGAGGUAAAAAUAAUAAAGGUACAACCAGUGCAUCACGUCA
Messenger RNA from Apodemus sylvaticus (European woodmouse), 10009 nucleotides. It is a transcript of the gene Kif1b, whose product is annotated as kinesin family member 1B. NCBI's taxonomy places the organism in Eukaryota, Metazoa, Chordata, Mammalia, Rodentia, Muridae. The transcript has 47 exons. Gene Ontology annotation, molecular function: ATP binding; microtubule motor activity; microtubule binding. The record is from RefSeq and is a predicted model, not a curated record. The coding region runs from base 380 to 5770 and encodes 1796 amino acids. Gene Ontology annotation, biological process: microtubule-based movement.